This is a messenger RNA of Portunus trituberculatus (swimming crab), 2761 nucleotides long. Its product is annotated as FMRFamide receptor-like. The transcript has 9 exons. Bases 540 to 2552 code for a protein of 670 amino acids. Lineage: Eukaryota; Metazoa; Arthropoda; Malacostraca; Decapoda; Portunidae. Gene Ontology annotation, cellular component: membrane. Gene Ontology annotation, biological process: G protein-coupled receptor signaling pathway. Gene Ontology annotation, molecular function: G protein-coupled receptor activity. The record is from RefSeq and is a predicted model, not a curated record.
UGGAGUGUGGACUUCAGUCUUUUCCCCACCUGUCCGGCGGCCCUUCGGAGCAACAUAGAUAAGAGAUUUUUUUGGGUAUUGCCUGAAUAGUGCAGCAUCACCAGCACCAGCACCAGCGGCAGCAUCACGUCACUACCCACGUCAUCCCAACAGCAGGCUAGCAGCAGCGCCCAGCAGCCUCCCGCCUUCUCAGUCGUGGCUCAGAGCUUGCGUGGCUUGGUUGCCUCAGUGGGUCCUCUCCCGGCUCCUCUUUGCCAGUCGCUCCCCGCUGCCCUCCGCUCCGCCUCGUCCCACCUCUUGCAUUUAUUUCCUGUCUGUCUUUCCUCGCCUCCCACGGUGUUCAUGUCUCCUCAGGUUAGCUUCGUGGCUGCUGUGUGUGGCCGGUCGUUGGAAUAAGCCACUGAGAGAAGUUAGUUUGUGUUUCAAGGAUGGUGAUGAGUUCGUAGCGUCAAUGCCUCGCCGACACUGACUGCAGGCAUCUGUGUCACUAUGAUUGUUUAACGUUAUCUAGUGGCCUCCUGACGACCUGGACGCGCGUGAUGGACCUGCUCGAGGACUUCUCCAACGGUGGUGACGGUGGUGGUGGUGGCGGCGACAUGAAGAACUUCUCGUCUCUGUUCCUGGACGUGAACUCUUCGUACUUUCUGUUCCCGUACAACUCGAAUGGAUCUUUGUACCAGCUGGACUAUGACUACGCCGCAGAGGGACACAACGCAUCGUUGCAACAUUUUCCUGCCCUCGGGGAGUUUGCUAACCCCACUUCGCCAUCUGACACUUCCUCCUUCGCCUCCAAUGCCUCUCUCUUCGCCACCUCCUCCAACUACGCCCCGUACGAGCGCUUCAUGGACGAGUCCCGCCACUGGGUGCAGAAGGUGCUGGUGCCGCUGGUGAUGUGUGUGGGGGUGGUGGGGAAUAGCGUGUCCAUGGUGGUGCUGACGAGGCGCAAGAUGAGGUCCUCCACCAACAACUACCUGACGGCGCUGGCCAUCUCGGACCUGUUGUACCUGGUGUUCGUGUUCUCACUCUCCCUGCAGCACCAUCCCAACAUCAAACAACCCAGACAUUGGUUCUACUGGCAGUACUUCCGCUACGCCCUCUGGCUUACCGACGCCUCAAGCAGCACCUCCAUCUGGCUCACCGUGACGUUUACCAUCGAGCGGUACAUUGCCAUCUCACACCCAAUCAAAGGCAAGAUGCUGUGCACAGUGUCCCGCGCCAAGAAGGUGGUGGCGGUGGUGUACUUCCUGUGUUUCGCCCUCACUGCCACCACGCCGCACGAGUGGGUAGUGGUGACACGACACGAGACGGACACCAAGGAGCCUUACCUCAGCCUCGACUACAGCAGUCUCGGCCAGGACUCCACUUACCGCCACACUUACUACUGGUUCACUGCCGUCACCUUCAUCCUACUCCCGCUGUGUCUCCUCUCCGUGUUCAACUUUUUCCUCAUCCAGGCUGUGAGAAUGAGUAAGCUGACGCGCCGUAAGAUGACGCUGGUGUCUGAGCGGGACCACUACAGCCACCAGCAGGAACACAAGAUCACUGUCAUGCUCAUUGCGGUGGUUAUCCUCGCUCUCGUCUGCCAAAUGCCCACUGCUGUUCUUCUUCUCUACAGCACUGUGUUGGAACCGCCGCCGAGAACCAAGGAGUUUGCUGUCAUGCGAGGCCUCGGUAACAUAUUCAACCUUCUCAACGCUAUCAAUGCUGCAGCCAACUUCAUCCUCUACUGCUCCUUCUCAGACAAGUACCGCAAGACCUUCCUGGUGACCUUCGUGCCGUGUAUGUACCACCAGCAACCACUCGCUCACUCCUUCGUCGCCUCUGUCAACGAUACCACAGUUGGGAACACGCGGAUUGGACGCAGCUCUGACUCCUAUUCCGUGCGGUCAGUGUCUCGUAGGGUGUCCAAGGCCUCCUCCACGCCCUCACCCAUGCCCCCGCGCGACGCCGCCAACCGCACUGCCCGAGGCUCCUUCAGGGGCGAGAACGGCGUGGGUUCCCUGGAUACGAGAGUCACCCUGCAGUAUGGGUUCGGUCGUCCUUCGCACCUGCUCAGCCCGCCCGACCCACACGCCCAUCACAACAGCGCCCACACGCAGGAUCUCGACAACACCCACCACUCCCCCGCGGCCCGUACUAAACACAACCCCCGCGGCAGCAGAUACGGCGGAAAGUGGAGCCCCGAGAGAGGUUUACCUGCCACUCCCAACCACUGCCCGGGUCCCGUGGAAGUGACAAAGGUGGACCUGGAGAUGAGGCCGCGGACAGCAGAGGGCUUGGGCAGACUGCUGGCGGGGACUGACGAGGCGGGGACUGGCGGGCGUGGUGAUCGAGCCUCCCUCAGCAGCGGCGAGAACAGUCCCUUAGAGCUGCGGUUCAUAGACGAGGAGAGCUGUGACACCUGCCGCUCCUCCCCGACGUCCAACACCCGCUUGGAGGAGGAAGGCGAAGGUGUGUCCGAGGGGCGGCUGGCGACACGGGACACUCUUUCCUCCCUCGCCCCUCUCACCCCAGACGCCGCCCAGGAUUCCGAUAUCCACUCCCCAGACUGAGCGGCGCUGCGGACACACUCACCGCCCCGCCCGGCUCACCAAGGCGGGGCGCUAUCAUAUCCAUAGGGUUUAUUUUAGGUUCGUCAUUCUUAAGCGGCAAGACAAUCACACCGCCCACGCCAGUCACACACACACACACACACACACACACACACACACACACACACACACACACACACACACACACACACACACACACACACACACAC